GCUGGCGUCGACUGUCGAUCAGCUGGGACCGCCGGAGCGAGCCGCAAUCACGAUUUGGCGAUGCGCGCGUGUUUGUCGGUAAACAAUACAUGAUCCUAUGACAACGCUCAGUUAACAAACUAGAGAGGCUACUCGGUAAAGCUCUUUUGCGGGAGUCACGUGAAUCGCCGGACGCGCCCUUUUGAAGCGGCAGGCAACAAGGCCGACGAGAUGCGUUACUGUCCUCCAAACGUGACCCUGAGCGAUGUGUGGACCCGCGAGGGUCUCUCCCAGUGCUUCCUCGACACUGUGGGUCCACCCAUCCUUCUAUUCAUCAUACUCCUGGGUGGGGGCAUCCAGUGGGCAGUGUACCACAAGUAUGCGACGCGCCUCGACACUAGGCUACUACAUCGCAGAGGCUGCUACAAGUUCCACACGUCGCUCAUGAUGGCGCUGGCUACAUCGUGCCUGGUGCGUCUGGCCGUGGUUUCGGGCAUUGGGGGUGCUCCAGUCGAGGGCCACCAGCUGGUCUGGGCCCUGUGCAUGACACCGGCCUGGCUGCUGUCAGUGCUGGUGACGCGACUGGAGCGCCACUGCCUGCCCAGCACACCCACGCAUGGGCAUGGCUUGCCGCUGCUCCUCUUUUGGGCCAUGAGUGUCAUCCAUGAGGCCCUGGCUUUCCUUGGGCUGCACAACACCACCUGGUGGUUCCAGGUCCACACGCGCAAGGACAUAGCUGACGUGGCCUUCUUUGCGGCACGCUUCGUCCUCUCCCUGUUGGUGUUUGGCAUUGGCCUCAAGGGUCCCUCAGUGCCAAGUGCCCAAGACUACUUCCUCUACUCGAGGGGCCACAUUCAGGAGACGCAGCCGCUCCUGGACGAAGAAGGCGGCAGCCGUAGCCCAUUCCGGGGCUUCAAGAACAAAGUGCGUCUGCUGCUGCCCUUCCUGUGGCCCCAGCGCAGCCGUUGGCUGCAGUUUGUGGUACUCUUCUGUGUUUUGCUGCUUGUGUCGGGCCGAGUCGUCAACCUCUUCAUCCCCAUGCUCAACCGCCAAGUUGUUAACGCCCUGGCAGCACAAGGCACAAUCAUCUUCCCAUGGCAGGACAUCCUGCUCUAUGUGUUCCUGUGGUGCCUACAAGGGCAGGGUGGCAGCAGCAUCCUGUCAAACCUGCGCUCCUAUCUGUGGAUCUCGGUGCAGCAGUUCACGGUGAAGGAGAUCGAAGUUGAACUUUACUCCCAUCUUCACCACCUGUCCAUGAACUGGCACCUGAGCCGCAAAACUGGUGAAGUGCUCAAGAUUCUCGACAGAGGGACCAGCAGCGUCACGUCUCUCCUCAGCUAUAUUCUGUUCAACAUCCUCCCUGCCGUGGCUGACAUUGUGGUCGCCGUCGUCUACUUCACCGUUUCUUUCAACGCCUGGUUUGGUCUGAUUGUCUUCAUCACGAUGGCCUUAUAUCUAGCAAUGACCAUUGGCAUUACUGAGUGGAGAACCAAGUUUCGGCGCGAGAUGAAUCAGCUUGACAACGCAGCCCAAGCCAGAGGAGUGGAUGCACUGCUGAAUUUUGAAACAGUUAAAUACUACAAUGCUGAGGAGUAUGAAGUAGCUGGCUACAAAGAAUGCAUCGAAAGGUAUCAGGUUGCUGAGUGGCGGAGCAAUGCGUCCCUGAACCUGCUCAACAUCUGCCAGACGGUCACCAUUGCGCUGGGUGUAGCCGCAGGUGCAUUGCUCUGCGCGCACAUGGUUGCCGACCACGAGUCGAACUUAAAGGUGGGCGACUAUGUGCUCUUCCUCACGUACAUCAUGCAGCUGUACACGCCACUCAACUUCCUGGGCACCUACUACAGAAUGAUUCAGCGUUCUUUCAUUGACAUGGAGAACAUGUUUGAGCUUCUUGACACUAAGCCGGAAGUGAUAGAUGCUGUGAACGCACCAAGUUUGAAGCUGAAGGAGGGCGAGAUUCGGUUCAACAAUGUCUUCUUUUCGUACAACCCCGAGCGGCCCAUACUUAAGAAUGUCAGCUUUGUGGUUCCGGCAGGUCGUACCGUUGCCCUUGUAGGUCCAUCGGGAGCGGGUAAAAGCACCAUCGUGCGGCUGCUGUUCCGGCUGUAUGACAUCCAGAGUGGUAGCAUCACCAUUGAUGACCAGGACAUCAGCAGGGUGAAGCAGAAGUCCUUGCGCCAGGUGAUUGGUGUUGUUCCUCAGGACACUGUACUGUUCAACAAUGACAUCAGGUACAACAUCAGGUAUGGGAGAGUUGAUGCCACCGACGAGGAAGUUGAAGAUGCCGCCCGUGCUGCCGAGCUUCAUGAGCAGAUCCUGGGCUUCCCCAAUGGCUACGACACGGUUGUUGGCGAGAGGGGGCUCAAGCUGUCGGGUGGAGAGAAGCAGCGUGUGGCGAUUGCCAGGUCCAUCCUCAAGGGGCCAGCCAUUAUGCUACUGGAUGAGGCAACGUCAGCGCUGGACACGCGGACUGAGCGCAACAUCCAGGCAUCACUGGAUCUGGUCUGCAGAAAUAGGACGACACUCAUUGUGGCACACAGGCUCUCAACUGUGGUUCAUGCCGACCAGAUUCUUGUGAUCCAGGAAGGGGAGAUUGUCGAAAGUGGCCAUCAUGACGAGCUUCUCGAAUAUGGCGGUAUAUAUGCCUCCAUGUGGGAGCAGCAACAGAAGGGCACUGGCAACACUGGCCCUUCUGAAACAUCAGACGAGGGCGUUCCUGAACUGUAGUCACCGCUCCUUCGGCUCUGUGACGGCGUGCCAGCCAACCUCCAGGCUCGCCCAACUAAGUCGCUUGUGUUUGCCCACUUCGUUUGUCGACCUCUAGGGUUGGAACAUUCGGUGAUUUUGUUUUCCCAUUGAACCUACAGUGCUGGCUGUAAGCCCAUAAGAAGCAGAGAUUUUUGAUUCUGCGCUGAAGUUUCUGUGGAGAAUGUAGUUGCAAUGCUAUGUGUGACAUUCACGUAUCUGCGCCAUCUAUUCCAAAAGGGCAUACGCCAUUUUAAUUUCCUUCAGUUUUUUUAUGCUGUUAGUUCCUCUUUUUGCUUGUUUCAUCAUUAGUUCCAAUGUCCAAAUGGAAUCUUUGCGUGCAGUCAGGCUGACGUUGCUGGAGCCAUUAUUAUUGAAAGUCUAUGUUAGUUAACCCUGAAAUUAUCCUUGGGGUGAGGCUAAAAGCAGACGACUGCUCCAGCACUCUGUCACUAAAAUGUGCUGCACUCAUCUGCAUCAUGCUUGUUUACUAGCAUACAAAAAUGCAAAUAUUUCCUCCAUUCUUGUUUCCUUCAUUUAAUUUCUAGAACAAAGUUUUAUUUGUAGUAUACGUAAUAACUACGCUUCAACGUGUUGUCACUUUUGAUGUGGCUGGGGCAGCUUCAGGAUGCAUAUCUUUGUUAACGUAACGUUAACUGAGAUCAGCAAACAGUCAAAAGCCCCCUUUUUAUUUUAUUAUUAGUUUUUUAUGUAUGUUAGCUUUUUUAGGGUGAACCUGAGUGUAGAGUGAAUGCGUGCACUUUGUGGGUGAACUGAAUAGUUGUGAUUUCACAGCACAUAUGGCUCAGUUAAAAGUUAAUGCACCAUACGUUUCACUUCACUUACUACUCCUUCGUCAGUGCUGAUGUUUUUUUGGGAAGGGACUUGUGUUGGCGGAAUUGGCGGUACUGUGCUCCACUUGUGCUUUUCACUGAGCACUUUUUAGGUGCAGGUUGGCAAAGGGUUAGUGUCCAUUAUAACCUCAUGUCUGUUUUCCUUUUUCUUUUUUUUUAUUUGAAAACAGUUGGGUAUGUUGGCUGCCUGCAAAUAGCAAGCAUGAAUAAUUGUAAAAAAAACAUUAAAACAUUGUCUUCUUCAACCUUUUGCCUUUCUAUGUCUAUGUAUGUCUGCCUCGCCAGUUUCCUUGGGGUGAUGUUGUGUAUACAUUGUCAGGCUUGUUUUCAAGCAGCGUCGAAUAAUUGCGAGUCGAAAAGCAAUUGCACUGAGUUGUUAUGUGUCGCUGACUUAUGUGUGAGAUUACGGGUUACGAGGUGCUCCAUGCAGAGUCCUCAGCAGUUGCGCACACAUGAUCGCUUUUAAUGUUACAUGGAGUUGCAGUAAAGUUUACUACUUCAAUCACAUUUGACAGUGUGACACUCGUACGUAGUGUGUAGGUAACCUUGUGAUAGCUGGAAACAUGAUCAGUGCCUUAUAGGCAUGUCUAAGCGCUCUUGUGAGAGCAGUGUGUCAUGGCCGAGCGUAGAAGACCAAUCUACUUUGUCUACUUGCCCCGUUACAGUCCACUUUUCAAUAUUCAUGUCCGUUAAACACGUUCAGUUAUCAAUUUUAGGUUCGCUUUAGUUUGAAUAGGCAUUUCAAAGGGUGUAGGUCCUUUCUGAUGGUCUUCUGAGGAACAACACCUAUUUGAAUGUAAGAUUGAAUAGUAUGUAUUAGAAAAGAAACAUGGUGGUAUGUGCAGGUUUCAGGCAUCUAGUCGUUAAAUGUGCUCAUGAAGUUUGCUCUUUGUAAACAUAACAACUAUCUGCUUGAGAAUGCUAGAUGUAACGAAGCUGAACUGGAGCCAUACUUUCGCUUAAAAGUCUCCAUGGCAGCCCGCGCCAAGGAACGCUUGACGCAUUGUACAAUGCAGUUUGGCCGCACGCAUUUUCCUUUAGUUGAAGGAGUUUCCAAGCAGCAUGGAAUGGCACUACUUUAAAAGCGUUUGUAAAAAGAGUUUACUUACUGAGAUUUAAAGGAUCUUUUUUUACCGAGACUUCUGCCAAUCGAGCAAGCUGAAUGAGCAACAAGGCACACCAUGUAUGCCACGCUGCACUUAUCACUUUCUGGUCUACUCUGAGAGCAGAUGAAACUCUCGCAUUGCUUGUGAAUUGGUCAUUCACUUUUCCUGUGUGUUAUCCAUGAUGUCCUAGACUAGCAAACGAGCCCAUGAGUGUCUUCACAACAAGCACACAGCAAAUGAAUAUGCCGGGCUGACCAUUGUACAGAUGUUAGAAAUGGCUUCAUUUCUUUAUACUCUCACUUUAGUUUUUUUCUUGCAAUGCACAAUAUGCAGAAUAGUCAAUUGGGCAUCUCCACACAUCUUGCUUGACCUAAGACAGCAAACAUCAGACUAGAAUAGUAAUUAGUGUCUCAAUGUGCAGCCUGGUGACAUCAUUCAAGUUAUAGUUAUCAAGUUAUAGAUUGCAUUGAAAGCCCACUUACUGAAUUUUGCGUACGGCCCAUUGCCACCCUUAAGCACACAUCUGGCUUUACUUUCGGAAUCGUGCUUUAAAUGUUACACAAGAAUUUGUGUUUUCCUUUAUUAUUUUGCGUUUCAGUAUGCAGGAUGCUUAACCAAAAACAAGUGAUUUUUGCCGAAAGUCAGUCUCUGUGUUUCACGGAGAAGGCAGAUGAGUAUGCUUGUAAGAGGCCGCAGGUCUGCAAGAAAGCAGGAGCAUGUCGAACUUGAAAGGAGGCUGAGUGCAGUGCAGCUUAUGAGCCCAAGCCGCUACAGCAGCUUGUGCACACAUGCGGUCUUUUAGUUAAAGGGGUACUGACAAAAAUUUCGCGGCCGAGAUAGCCUGCUGGAUCGAUUCCCGUGUACGUGCGUGUACCAUCUGCAAAAUAUUGACAGCGAAUAAAGCUUGGAAGGUAUUUUAUAUGAAUUUCGAAGUUCGCGAGCGCGGUCCAGCAUUAUAGGCCGCACCUGGUGCAUUGACACCCUCGGAGGUGACUCGAGGUGACCCGAGGUGACCCCCCUACUUCCCCUACGUAACCGUUGCAGCUGGUACAAGUUAUGAUGACGUCAUAGUCGCCACUUCUGUUUUGACGCGCUUGCCGACGAAUCGCUGCUUGCCAGCGGGUCAAACCUGAAGUGAUUCGCCGCGUCGAAAAUUCCUUCCAUCCCCGCCGCAAGAAAAUCGUCGCCAUCAGACGACGAUGAGCCCGGUGACGACAGACCGCGCGGAAAUGCGUCACUGUUCUGUGUGCUCACGUGACCGAGCGUUUCAAUCGCUAGGUGGUGAUAGUUGCACCCGGCGGCUUGUCGUUUUUGGAGCUCUGUCAAAACGAAACUCAGGCUGUGUCGGUAAUGAGGAGCUUGUAAUUAAUUAUCUGUCACGCGCUGCGGCAAAUGAUGUGCCGUGUUAUGACUAACAGGCCCCCAGCAACACAUUGCAGCAAAAAAACACGGCGCGAAAAUUUUUGUGUCAGGACUCCUUUAAGAGCAUCCUUCUUUUACUGUAGCUUGAUGGGCGAUUGAUCAUUUUGUUCCUGUCUCGAAGCUAACCACAUAUGCCAGGCUAGGCUGAAGGGUUCUAUAAUAAUCCCAUGUAUGUGGCUGCAUUGUCCAUAUUCAAUUUGCAAUGCAAUUGUAUAACUUAUAAUUGAGAGUGUCAUUUUGUUACUGUGGUGCAAUGGGCGAUUGACGCCUUUGUUUUGAGAUAUGACCAAACGAAGUAUUCAUCACAUUGUGCUGGACCGUUCUUCAGAAGGCCAUGACUGCUGUUGUGUUGGUCAUCUUUAGGUGGCAAAGCAGUUGAUGUAUUCCUUUAGUUUCCCAUUCAAUUUCUAAGCAAUGAAAAGUUGCCACUACGUCAUGUUUGUGGUCAUGUUAUGUUUGUUCAAGGGCUGUGUUAGCUGUCCUGUAUACACACUGCAUAUUUUACAUUUCCCUCUGAUUGUGGUAUUAUUACCUUUACAGGGCUGAAGCUUCACUCUUUACUGGAAUAUAUAGUUACAUCCUUUUGUUUCUCAGGUGGACUAUUGCUAUUGAUUGUGAGUUGGGAAAUAUCUUACAUUUGAAGGAGCAUUUGAAACAAUGCCAAUGCUGAUCUAUCAUUGUGUGGAGAGUGCUCGGACUUGCAGAUACAGUUUUAUUUGGAAGAACAAGGGAUGGUGUUCAACAUUAUAACUGCUAAUGUAUUCCACUUUCCUAAAGUACAGUAGAGGCUUGUUGCAUCGCUCUGUGCUGACACAUGGUAGCUUGGUCCUUAAUUAAUUUCAGUGAUAGGAAACGCAUUAUCUUCCUGAUUGUGUUCUUAAUUUCUAUGGUGUAAAGGUGAGCAUAGAGAUUAUAACCUUUUUCUUCCCCUUAUCUAAAGUUAGGUUACUUUAGAACUGCUGUGUCAUAACUUAUGGUGUCCCAAGCAAGCUUUAAUUAACAUGCCUGUUCCGGCAUGCCUAGGUUAAUUAGCUUUCAUUUCCUCGCUUAUUGAAAUGUGAUUGUGACACCUCAGUGCCUAGGAAAUGGAAUCAUAAACAUCUUUUUUUUUUUUGGCAGACAUGAUGUUAUUGCAUGUGAUGUUGUUACUUUUUCUUUUCUUCUUAUUCUUGAACAUCCACUAUUGUAACUGUCGAUACAGUGGUCUAUGUUAGGCUACUCAUGUGCUACUUGUGUAGGUCCAAGCAGUUUUGCUUGAUGAACCUUUCUUUCUUUUUUUCAUCCAUGGAGCAAGCAAAGAAGUUGCUUGUCUUAUGACCCGCUCUAGUAUGAGAUUGUGUAUGUAUGCAUCUGUGAAAUUUAGACAUUCGUGUUUUUGUUUUUUUCUUUUAGGUGGAAAACAGCACUAUGGAUGCAGACAAAGGUUUAGGCCCCAAGAAAAGGCAACACACUGUCAAUGUUGUUUUUCCUUUGUGCCUAAACCGUUGUCUGCAUCCAUGGCACAGUUUCCCACUAAAAAGUAACAAUGCAAAACUAACUAACCUUUGUUUACACCUUAAAUGACGUUCACUUGCAUGUGUGUGAUACAAUCUUUUUAGCAAGCGGGAAGCUCUGUAACCGUGUUGCACUGUUCUGUGAACACACUGACCUUGCAAUAGUGGCUUUUUUAUUACUAUUGUUGCUAGCAGUGCUUAGCAGAGUGUGUUAACAAAUGUCAUGGAUGUAUUAGUGCCACAUGCUCUACUGCACAGGGCGCAUUGUUAUUGCUGGUCAUUCCUAAAGGACUGAGUUCGAACAUAAUAUGGUGCCCAUGAUGAACCCAUACAGUUUUGCGUAAAGGCAAGAAGGAAGGACACGCAUGUUAUUGCACCCAACCACGAAGGAAGCACGGAAAAGAAAGUGGCACUUUGUAGGUGUGACUAGUGCACAAUUUGUUCUUCACAUUGGGGCUCCUCAGAGUGUUCUGGUAAUAAACAUGGAUU
Rhipicephalus sanguineus (brown dog tick) is the source of this 8088-nucleotide messenger RNA. It is a transcript of the gene Hmt-1, whose product is annotated as ATP-binding cassette sub-family B member 6-like. Gene Ontology annotation, molecular function: ABC-type heme transporter activity; ATP binding; heme binding. Lineage: Eukaryota; Metazoa; Arthropoda; Arachnida; Ixodida; Ixodidae. The record is from RefSeq and is a predicted model, not a curated record. Gene Ontology annotation, cellular component: membrane. Gene Ontology annotation, biological process: heme transport; transmembrane transport.